CCAACAUUAUCCACAGGCGCCAAACCCACCAAUCUUGGCCCCCCCAACUGAGCCUCAGUCUCCACAAUCCAACACUGUGCUGCCGGUCGGCAACAGCCUGCAUAAAACAUCGAGGCUUUUUUGUUUGCUGCGGAAAUUUCCCAGGCCGGCUCUCCAUUCCUUAGGCAGCGUGUGCCUCCCCCGGUCAGCCUCGCCGUAAUCCGACAUACGCCCUCGAGGACUCGGUUUCAGCAUUCUUCUAAACGCUUGACUUCCGCCCACCAAUCACUGAAUUGUUUUGCCCUGUUUCCUGGACAUUCCUCUGACGCGGCCAUACACAAGGGCCAGGCUCAAACAAUCCAACACAUACUUCUGCAUGGACUUCUAUAUUUGACACUCUUGGUCCCAUGCAACUCCUCAGACUGAGCCAGGGCUUAGACGCAUACGCGCUUCAAAGUUGACAGGCCUUACCGUUAUCAGCUUAGAUUCUUCCGGUAUCGUGGCCAUGGACAACACCACGCUCCACACUUUUCUCUUUCACUGCCCGGCCGCACUACGCAGUGUAGUAUUGCUUGGAUCCUGGGAUAACUUUACCCGGUCAUAUCCACUGGAACUCGACUCACGCGGGGGCCGUAAUAUAUGGAAAGGUUGCUUUACUUUUUCUGACAUUAUCUGCGACGGAGACCUGACCCAGCAAUCACCAAAACGGGACGGACCACUUAAAAUGGGUGGCACUUACUGGUACUAUUACAAGGUUGAUGGUGAUGAGGAACUGCACAACCCCGCUGAAGAGUCUACAACAUUUUGCCCUCUUCUGCCAGGUCAACGCCUCAACGUUCUGGAUGUACCUCGUGAAGGACACAGCCGCAGCAAUUCUGAUACGACUUCCGCUUUUACACGUAAUCCCAACGAUAGAUAUCUUACGCCAGUUCCACCUACGCCUCUAAGAUCGUAUCCUUCUUCACGGCCAGCGGGGACACCAGAGGCAUCUACGCUUCCUUUGCCUUCGCCCUGGACCCCGCGGUCUGCAACACAUGCACCCAUGGAUUGUUUCUUGUCGCCGCACACUGUGCGCCAUGCGCGAAGCGCAUCGGCAUCGCCUUACUUGCCUUCUACUCCCAUCUUCGCAGACUUCAAGGCCCUGAAAGACAAGCUGGCCUCGAAACGAGCCAACUCGAGAAAUCGAUGUGGAUCGAAACCUAGAGAGUUGGACAUCAGCUCACCUGUGCUUGUCAGUGGUGGAGAAGAUCUCAACCUCAUCCCUUUAUCAGUGUAUCGUCCAUCAGUUGAAUCAAUACGAGAGGCCCAACCAGAAACCACGCCGCAGCGGUCUUUGCCCUCGUUGAGAAAGAAGUUCUCCCCGUUGGCAUCACAUCCUGUGGAUCCUGAUCUGGACUCGGCUUUUGGGCCUGCGGAGCUAUCGGCAAUAAAGGAGCGCCCCAUGCGCAGACGAUCGCAUGUGCCCUCCUCAAUCAUCACCAGCGAGUUCCAGGUUGAGCAAUCCAGACUUCGUGCCAAUUCAGCAGAUACACGGCGAACACAGCACUAUCUCUUCUCUAACGAUCCAUGGCUCACCUCGCCCAAGUUGAUGCAAAAUCCUCAAGAGAAGGACACCGUGGUAGAGGAUGACACCCCAUCUGCCCCUAUCUUAUCACGACCCUCUAGCUACCUUGGGGCCCCAACACCAGACGAACGCCCUACAUCUAGCCAUGGUGAGCGUUCCAACCCAACGUUCCGGAAGUCGCUUCUCGACAAGGAGCUUCCCGCACUUCCUCGCUACCUAAUACCCGCACCUCUGUACGCCUGCAACCGUUCCCCAACCACGAACUCCGAAGCCGAACAGUCAGAAGACGAGUUUGAAGAAACAGACGACGAAGAGCGCCUGGACAACCUGAAUUUGGAUUUGGAUUUGCAAUUCCAACAAAAAGCCCGCAGCCACUUCUCCACCUGGAGCAACGACUCCAUCGGCUACGACUCCCCCACCUUAGACGGCGACGAAAUCGUCCUCUCCCCAACCUUCAGCUCCUUCACCAGCAACGAUAGCGACACAGAUAUACCCCAGGGCCUCUUAAUCCGCUACUCAUACGCGGACCCCACCCCUUCCUCUCCAACCCAACUAUCACACCUUCUAUCCCAAAUCCAGCUCACCACCACCACCACCACCACCCUGUCUUCCCCUUCUACUUCCUCUUCUUCCUCCAACAACGACGAAGAAGAAGAAGAUUACAAACAAGACACUCAAUCCACCCACCGCAUUUCAACCCCACCCCGCCUUUCUGAACUCCGCAUCUCAACCUUCGGCUCCGACCUCUUCUCCUCGCCCCCAUCCUCCCCACACAUUCUCUCCACAACCUCCUCCCGCCGCUCCUCCCGCCGCCAAGCCGCGUGCUUCGGCCUCGGCUUCCAGUACAGUCUGCCCGCUGAUGAGACAACGAGCAAGAGUACGCUGGCGGAGAGCGAAGUGACGGUGGAACGCAUUAUGCACCAGCGCAAUAUCAGUGUGCAUAGGGAGAGUGCGGUUAGUCAGCUUGAUGCGUUGAUGGAGGACUUUGGGUUCCUCGGUGAUGCGGUUAUUUGAGUUUGAGUUCCACUUCCCAAGUGGAAAUAGCGAUGCGCAUGCAUCUGAGAUACUCCUCAUUACGACUUUCUCUCAAUCUUAACGGCCGAUACAAUGUUAGAAUUUCUGGCUUUUUUUUAUUAAAUCUGCGGUGCCGCUGCUACUGGCUUACUGGAUACCUCGCUGUUCUUUUUUUCUUUUCUACAAGGGCGGCUGUUGAAGCGUUGCGGUUGGUUGCACGCGUGCCCCCCUUUUUUUUGCUGUCUAUAGCUUUUUUACUAUAUAUACCAUUGACGACCUUUGUUGUUGUUAUCGUACAGCGAGAUUAGCGGUUGGUGGGUGCAAUAUAACUUUGG
This is a messenger RNA of Bipolaris sorokiniana ND90Pr, 2892 nucleotides long. RefSeq lists its product as uncharacterized. Bases 485 to 2557 code for a protein of 690 amino acids. The record is from RefSeq and is a predicted model, not a curated record. The transcript has 3 exons. Lineage: Eukaryota; Fungi; Ascomycota; Dothideomycetes; Pleosporales; Pleosporaceae.